Molecule: messenger RNA, 3405 nt
Organism: Solanum tuberosum (potato)
Lineage: Eukaryota; Viridiplantae; Streptophyta; Magnoliopsida; Solanales; Solanaceae
Product: receptor-like protein 12
Exons: 2
Coding region: 1-3405 (1134 amino acids)
Molecular function (GO): protein binding
Source: RefSeq, a predicted model, not a curated record
AUGGGAAUUCCGUUUUUCUUUUAUUCACUUGUCUGUUUUUUGUUGGUAAUUAGUGAAAGCUUUUCUUCUUCUGUUGUGAUGAUGCAUCAUCUUUGCUCUCCCACUGAAGCUUUUGCUUUGCUUCACUUCAAACAAUCCUUUCAAAUCUCUGACCAACCAAGCUGUAGUUAUGAUACUGAUAUGCAAGAUGAGAGAUAUGUUGAUAUCCCCAAAACGAAGUCUUGGAAUGAGAGUAGGGAUUGCUGCAGUUGGGAUGGGGUCACUUGUGACUUGUUAACUGGUCAUGUUAUCGGAUUGGACCUUAGUUGCAGUUUGCUUUUGGGUACUAUUCAUCCCAAUAGCAGCCUCUUCCAGCUCCAUCAUCUCCGGACACUAAACCUUGCUUACAAUGACUUCUAUUCUUCUUCAAUCCCACAUAACAUUGGCCGAUUGACGAAUUUGAGGCAUCUCAACCUUUCUUAUUCUUUCUCUGGAGGGGAAAUUCCAACAGAAAUAUCAUACCUUUCCAAUUUGGUUUCACUUGAACUUAAUUGUUAUGGAUGUGAACUUGAUGAGAGAACAUUUGAAACAAUUCUUCAAAACUUCACAAAUCUGGAGGUAGUUUCUCUCCAAGGUGUCAACAUCUCAUCUUCAAUACCUGUGAAUAUUUCUUCAUCCUCCUUAAGGUACGUGGAUCUUGGACAUACUAAUCUGCGAGGUGUUAUCACAGAGAGCUUUUUCCUUCUACCAGGAUUGGAAAGGCUCUAUUUGAGUGACAAUGAUCUUCUCAAAGGAGUUUUACCAAAGAUCCACCCGAGCAACACUCUGUUGGAGUUGGAUAUUUCUUCCACAGGAAUCUCCGGUGAGCUGCCUGACUCAAUUGGCACCUUGAGUUCAUUGAAUUUCUUAAACCUCCAAGGAUGUCAAUUCUCUGGUUCCAUUCCUGAUUCCAUUGGCAAUCUUACACAAAUUAGGUAUUUGGAUUUCAGUAAUAAUCAUUUCACCGGCCAUAUUCCUUCCACAAUCUCUAAACUGAAGCAACUCACACUUCUAGGUCUUUCGUCCAACUCCUUUUCAGGUGAAAUUCCCGAUAUUUAUUCUAACCAACAGAAAUAUCAUACCUUUCCAAUUUGGUUUCACUUGAACUUAAUUGUUAUGGAUGUGAACUUGAUGAGAGAACAUUUGAAACAAUUCUUCAAAACUUCACAAAUCUGGAGGUACGUGGAUCUUGGACAUACUAAUCUGCGAGGUGUUAUCACAGAGAGCUUUUUCCUUCUACCAGGAUUGGAAAGGCUCUAUUUGAGUGACAAUGAUCUUCUCAAAGGAGUUUUACCAAAGAUCCACCCGAGCAACACUCUGUUGGAGUUGCAUAUUUCAUUCACAGGAAUCUCCGGUGAGCUGCCUGACUCAAUUGGCACCUUGAGUUCAUUGAAUUUCUUAAACCUCCAAGGAUGUCAAUUCUCUGGUUCCAUUCCUGAUUCCAUUGGCAAUCUUACACAAAUUAGGUAUUUGGAUUUCAGUAAUAAUCAUUUCACCGGCCAUAUUCCUUCCACAAUAUCUAAAUUGAAGCACCUCAGCUAUCUAAAGCUUUCGUCCAACUCCUUUUCAGGUGAAAUUCCCGAUAUUUAUUCUAACCUCCAAGAGCUAAGUUAUUUAUAUCUUUCUGACAACAACUUCAUCGGUCCGUUUCCUUCUACAAUUGUAAGCUUGACACAUCUUCAAGAGUUAGAAUUGUCAAGUAAUUCCCUAUCUGGCCCACUGCCCAAUAAUUUUAGCAUGCUUCAAAAGCUAACCCGACUGGAUUUGUCGUACAACUCACUGAAUGGCACCAUACCAUCUUGGGUGUUUAGCCUACCUUUGCUACCUUCAUUGUACCUCCAACAUAAUCAAUUUAGUGGACUAGCCAAUGAGCUCCAAACAAACCCAGCAUUAGAAAUCCUGGAUUUAAGCCAUAAUCAACUCAGUGGUUCUUUUCCUCAAUCACUUUCGAAUCUCACAAACCUUUUUAUCCUUGACCUUUCAUCGAAUAACAUCACCGUCGAUGCGGGAAUACAAAUCACUUUUCCUAGCCUAAUAGAUUUGCUGUUAUCAUCUUGUGAACUGGAGGAUUUUCCACACUUCUUGACAAAUGUAAAGAAACUUAAGUUUUUGGGUAUUUCUAACAAUAAGAUUCGUGGCCAAAUCCCAAACUGGUUUAGCGGCAUGAGGUGGGACAACUUGUUGUACCUAAACCUUUCGCAUAAUUCUUUAACAGGCCACCUACAACUAUUUCAUUUCCAUAAUCUAGAGUAUCUUGAUCUUAAAUUUAACUUCCUUCAGGGUCCACUACCUUCAUCCAUUUGUAACAUGAACAAUCUUAAAUUGCUAGAUUUAUCACGCAACAACCUCAGUAACUCGAUUCCAAGUUGCUUGGGAAGCAUGUCUAGUCUAACAGUGUUGGACUUAAGAAGGAACAAUUUCACAGGGAGUCUUCCCCCAUUAUGUGUGCAGAACACUUCAUUGAGAACCAUUGUCUUGAAUGGCAAUCAAUUUGAAGGAACUCUCCCUGUGUCGUUGCUCAACUGUAGUGGUUUAGAAGUUCUUGAUAUGGGGAAUAACGCUAUAAAUGACACAUUUCCUGCUUGGAUAGGAACACUUGAACAACUGCAGGUCUUAAUAUUAAAGUCCAAUGUGUUCCAUGGACCAAUUACUACUUGUCAGACUACACUUUGCUUUCCCAAGUUGCGAAUUUUUGAUCUUUCGCGUAACGAAUUCAGUGGCUCAAUCCCUGCAAAGGUUUUUGGAAACUUCAAGGCAAUGAUUAAAUUAGAUGGUGAAGACACAGGACAGAUCGAGUACAUGGAACCAUCUAUGUUUCACACAUUAUAUGAUGAUUCCGUGAGUUUGGUGAUCAAAGGCCAGGAUAUUGAGCUAGAAAGAAUCAGCAAAAUUAUGACAACCAUAGACCUCUCGAGCAACCAUUUUGAAGGUGUCAUUCCGAAAACACUAAAGGAUCUCAGAUCACUUUGGCUACUCAAUUUAUCCCAUAACAAUCUCAUAGGUCAUAUUCCAAUGGAAUUGGGGCAAUUGAAUAAGCUUGAAGCGUUAGAUCUCUCUUGGAACCGGCUCACUGGAAAGAUUCCGCAGGAAUUGACAAGGCUAACAUUUCUGGAAAUGUUAAACCUUUCUCAGAAUGUUCUCGUUGGACCAAUUCCUCACGUUCUACAAUUCAACACAUUUGAAAAUGACUCGUAUGGCGGUAACCUUGAUCUAUGUGGUCCUCCUUUAUCAGAGCAAUGUGGAACGAGUGAUCUAUCCCAUGUUCCUCAACCAUUGGAGUCUGAAGACGAGUCAUAUUUUUUUAGUGGAUUUUACGUGGGAAUCAGUAGUCAUUGGCUACAGCUGUGGACUAGUUGUUGGAACUGUUGUAUGGAGCCUCAUGUUUAA